UGACUGACACACACAGGAUCUGCUGGAAACACAAGAAGAGUCAUCCACAACACAACACCAUACCGAUAAUGACGGGGUGACGGUGGUGGGAUGCGAGGAGGGGAAAAGAUAUUAUUCCGCCGGUAUAUAUUAAGCUGAUUUAUACCAUGAGGAAAAGUGGAGCUACACGUGCAGACAGUGGAAAAUAAGACGACACGGUGCUGCAAAAUGAAGACACCUAUGCACCAUGGAGUUGCUGUGUUUCUCGUCAUCACUCUGUGCGCCAGCCUGUUCCUCGUCUACAACGGCGGUUUCCACGGUAGCACCAGUGAGAGCGGGAUGGCGGGUGCGGCGGGGGGGGUCCAGAGACAGGAGCGAUGCCAGGAGAAGCUGGCAGACAGAGCAGCAGCAGAAAUCCUCAGUCAGACCAGCAGUCCUACAGGGAUACAGCAGCAUCAUCGACCACAAGCCUCUGAAAAUGCACUGCCAUAGCUGUGCGUUGGUGACCAGCUCCGGUCACCUGAUAGGUGGUGGUCGUGGCGAGGAGAUCGACCGGGCGGAGUGUGUGAUCCGUAUGAACGACGCCCCCACGGCGCGGGGCUACGGUGGAGACGUUGGGCGCCGCACCUCGCUACGUGUUAUCGCUCACUCCAGCAUGCAGAGGGUCCUACGGAGCCGUCACGAAUUGCUCAACGCAUCCCAGGACACAGUGUUUAUCUUCUGGGGGCCCAGUAAUUACAUGCGGCGGGAUGGGAAGGGUCUGGUCUACAACAACCUGAGGUUGAUGAACCAGGUGCUGCCCAAACUAAAGGUCUACAUGAUCUCCUGGCAGAAGAUGCUGCAGUUUGACGAACUCUUCAAGAGGGAGACGGGCAAGGACAGGCGUAUCUCUAACUCGUGGUUGAGUACUGGUUGGUUCACUAUGACCAUAGCUCUGGAGCUGUGUGACCGGAUCAAUGUCUAUGGCAUGGUGGCUCCAGACCACUGCAGAGAGCCCCAGCCCCCAUCUGUCCCCUACCACUACUACGAGCCCCUCGGUCCAGAGGAGUGUGCCAUGUACAUAAGCCAUGAGCGAGGCCACAGGGGCAGCCAUCACCGCUUUAUCACGGAGAAGAGGGUCUUUGCCAGCUGGGCUCGGACCUUCAACAUCCACUUCUACCAGCCUGACUGGGAGCCCCCGCCGCUGGCCCCCGCUAACCGCACACAGGGGGAGACGGUCUCGGUCAGCAUACGGGACUGGCAACCGGAAAUGGAAGUUGGAUGGUGACAGUGAAUGCUGGGCAUCUGUGGAAAAGCUGUAACUCAAAUGGGACUGAGGACUGAGCUAGAGAUGGUGAUGGACAAGAACACAUGAGACAGUCCAAAGUCUUCUGACCACAACUGAAUGGUCCAUACAGUAGGAUACUGACUGCACAUGGUCCUUCACUGAGGAUCGACCGCCCUCCUCUAGCUAUCCGUCAUGGGCAACUGUAGAAUAAUGACUGCAAAACGUCCUUCACUGAGGAUCGACCGCCCUCCUCUAGGCCGUCAUGGACAACUGUAGAAUAAUGACUGCACAUGGUCCUUCACUGAGGAUCGACCGUCCUCCUCUAGGCCGUCAUGGACAACUGUAGAAUAAUGACUGCACAUGGUCCUUCACUGAGGAUCGACCGCCCUCCUCUAGCUAUCCGUCAUGGGCAACUGUAGAAUAAUGACUGCAAAACGUCCUUCACUGAGGAUCGACCGUCCUCCUCUAGCUAUCCGUCAUGGGCAACUGUAGAAUAAUGACUGCACAUGGUCCUUCACUGAGGAUCGACCGUCCUCCUCUAGGCCGUCAUGGACAACUGUAGAAUAAUGACUGCAAAACGUCCUUCACUGAGGAUCGACCGUCCUCCUCUAGGCCGUCAUGGACAACUGGAAGGACCAAAUACAGCUGGCUGGUCCAUAGGCUACUAACCACAACUAGUUUGAGCUGGAUGACCGUAAGGGUUACCGACCACUAGUGGUGCACGGGUCAGCAACCGCCAGACUAGAUGUGAUAAAGUGAAAAUGUGAGGCCGCACCCGACCCUAACCCCUAACCCCUAACAUAGAAAAUGUACAGUAGGCUACAGUGGGGGACUGUGGAUGUUUUUGACAAGGGGCACAGUAUUGUUUUCAGCCUGAUUUCGAUGUGUUUCUGCUUUGAAUUUUGUUAGUCAACUUGUCUAUAGUUAGAUACAUGUAGCUUCUCGUCUGUCAUUACAUGUUGCUGUAGAAGACUAAAUCAACCAAUCAACCAUGGUUCACCAGAAUAAUGUUGUAAAGCGAUAGAAUGAACGCUUCGAUCUAGUAGAAAUACAAAUUUUCCACCAUAAUUUGUCUGUCAUAGUUGAAGUGUACCUAUGGUGAAAAUUACAGGCCUCUCUCAUCUUAAGUGGGAGAACUUGCACAAUUGAUGGCUGACUAAAUACUUUUUUUUACCCCACUGUAUCUAAGGGUCUGUCCAAGAAGUGAGGGUAAAUGGUUCUCUACUAUCCACUUUAUAUUUAAAUUAUUAUUUGGGGUAUAGGGGAGGGUCACUUGUUUUCAAGUGUUCAGGGAGGCUUUAGGUGAAAUAUAUUUUACUGAAGGGAGGGCCAUCCAUUUUAAUUUCAGAGUGGUCCAAUUUUCUCCAUGUAACCCAUAUUCGAAAUUACCUGCAAUCCCUAAAGUAAAGUUUCAAAAAAGUCCUGACUUUUCUAAAAGGUUUUGGUUUUCUUACCUUGUCAGGACAUUCUGGUGUCUUUUCAGGACAUUCUGGUGUCUUUUCAUUCUGGAAAACAAUUGAUUCCAAUUCAAAAUCCUAUUUUCCCUAACCCCUAAACUAACCUUUAACCUAACCUUAUCCUUAACCUAACCACUAAGCCUAAAAUAGCCUUUUUCCUUGUGGGGACCAGUGAAAUGUCCCCCACCUGUCAAAAUUGUCCUUGUUUUAGUACUAUUGUGAGGACUUCUGGUCCCCACAAGGAUAGUAAAACCAAAUACAAACACACACACACACACACACACACACACACACACACGCACACACACACACACACACACACACACACACACACACACACACACACACACACACACACACACACACACACACACACACACACACACACACACACAGUUGUCCAGAUAGAGAGAAAUAGGUCAGAGAGGACACCCUUGAAACCCAAAUCUAAAAAUAAACGCAUAACACUGCCUCACUAACACUCCAGGGUUUCCGUUAGCUGGUAAUUGCCGGCCUUUGGACAAUGAAAUAAAUGAAAAAACGAUAAAUAAAAUUGUCCGGGGCUGAUGCUGAGGGGAGAGAGAACGCGAUAGAGAGGCGAGCCUUGGACUACUGUUGAUUGCAACGAUCAAUCUUGAGCUCAAUGGGUAUUGGCCAUUGCGAGUGCAUAGCUCUCAUUGGCUACAACUUUUUGGGACAUUAAAUGUCCUGUUAGAUUAAUAACCAGCUAUUAGUAGUGGCUGUUAUCUUCAGAGCUAAUGUGUUGAGUUUACACUUACUCAGGUGGUGAAUGAUAUUAUAUAUAUAUAUUAUAUUACUAUGAUAUUAUAGCACAUAAAGAUGCAGGCAAAUGUAUCUCUAUUAAACAAAAAAGGACAAUUCUGGAGCCCUACUUUAACAGUAAAAUAUAACAAUAGCAUAAUUGUCUAUGCAUGAUAAUCACGGGAUUAGGUUGCACAUUAAAAUAUGUUGAAUCACAACAUGAGAAGAUGAUGAAACAAUUGAUUUAUUCAAUACCAUCUCAGUAGUCAUUACUUUAUAAGAUGAUAGGCCUACACAUUUUUUUCUCUUCCGUGGUGCCGCAAAUUUGUUUUGGUUUCGACCCAAACUGAAAAACCAGUGGAAAAUGUUCAGGCAAUUUUGGAACUUUUCUUUCUUUCUUUUGUCUUAUUUGUAAUCAUUUGUUUUGUUAUUAUUCUAGGUUUAUUUAUUCAUCCAAACCAGUCCUUGAAAUAUUCAAAAUAUGUUUUAUUUCAUUCGGUUGAGAGAUUGUUGUUGGCUAACUUAAAUUCAAUCUUUUUAAUUGUGUGCUCCAUAAUUAGUUUAAAAAUAGACCUGUUAGAAAAUAAAUAUCACUAGACUAUUGCUGUCAUUUGUUGGAUAUAGUAGGCCUUAGCCUUUCUUGGUAAUUGCUGCAGGUUAGCCUGUUCAAAAAUGUUGGUUUAAACCAGUUUGUAAGUGUUACAUUCUGUGGGGAAAUUUUGGGGGGUCAAAUUAAGUUCCAACUGUUGUGUUUUCCGUAAUACAAUAUCCUGCUUGUAUUUUUGUUAAACGACAGCUUGACUUACUUUUGAUAUUACCCUAAUAAAGUUUAGAAUCCUUUGUGAAGGUUUGGUGUGGUGAAGGUUUGGUGUGGUGUGGUGAAGGUUUGGUGUUAUAUUGAUGUGAAGACAGUGGGCACCGACGCUCCAACUCCGACAGUUGAACUUGAGGUUAGGAAGACUGUUUCAGGCCCAGGUUACUCCUAUAAUCUAACAAUAUAAUGCUUAUCUGUACAGAAAAUAUUUUUAUUGAAAAUGUACGAAUAUCUAUGUGGCAUAUCUCUCCCUCGAAGGCACUGUACGUCAACUGAAAGUCACCCAAGGACACUGUUUAAAUAAGAAAAAACACAUCUUGUGUUACAGCCUGAAUUUAAAAUGGAUUACAUUUACAUGUAUUUUUGUCACUGACCUAUACACAAUACCCCAUAAUGUGGAUUUUUUACAUUUAUUUUUAAUUUUACAAAUUCAUUUAAAAUGAAAAGCUGAAAUGUCUUGAGUCAGUAAGUAUUCAACCCGUUUGUUAUGUCAAGCCUAAGUUCAGGAGUACAAAUGUGCUUAAUUAACAAGUCACAUAAGUUGCAUGGACUCACUCUGUGUGUAAUAAUAGUGUUUAACAUGAGUUUUGAAUGACUACCUCAUCUCUGUACCCCACACAUACAAUUAUCUGUAUAGUCCCUCAGUUGAGCAGUCAUUUUAAAUACAGAUUCAACCACAAAGACCAGGGAGGUUUUCCAAUGCCUCAUAAAGAAGGGCACCUAUUGGUAGAUGGGUAAAAAUAAAAAAAACAGACAUUG
Molecule: messenger RNA, 5038 nt
Organism: Oncorhynchus kisutch (coho salmon)
Lineage: Eukaryota; Metazoa; Chordata; Actinopteri; Salmoniformes; Salmonidae
Product: alpha-N-acetylgalactosaminide alpha-2,6-sialyltransferase 5
Exons: 6
Coding region: 227-1246 (339 amino acids)
Biological process (GO): oligosaccharide metabolic process; ganglioside biosynthetic process
Molecular function (GO): alpha-N-acetylgalactosaminide alpha-2,6-sialyltransferase activity
Source: RefSeq, a predicted model, not a curated record